Saccostrea cuccullata (small rock oyster) is the source of this 1468-nucleotide messenger RNA. RefSeq names its product histone-lysine N-methyltransferase SUV39H2-like. The annotation marks the transcript as partial. The transcript has 5 exons. Gene Ontology annotation, molecular function: histone H3K9 methyltransferase activity; protein binding; zinc ion binding. Gene Ontology annotation, cellular component: nucleus. The record is from RefSeq and is a predicted model, not a curated record. NCBI's taxonomy places the organism in Eukaryota, Metazoa, Mollusca, Bivalvia, Ostreida, Ostreidae.
AAUGUUGACAUGAUGUUCUGGUUAAAAGUAUCUGAUGCUUAGAAUAUAGCAAAAUUGGUAAUUGAAAAAAUGGGUAUUAUUGAAAUAUUUGAAUCUCGCGUACCAUGCUUAUCAGAUAUUUUAGAUCUACAGAGAACCUGUCAAAAACAGGAGCUGAAGUUUUCUCCAGACACCAAUCGAUAUUUGCUGUAUCUCACACUGAAGAAAGUGGGGCCAUUUGUUGCACAAAAGCUUGUCAGUAAAUUGGUAGAAAAAGGAGAAAUAAAAUGGGAUGAUGAUGAUAACUGGGAAGUGGAGAGAAUCCUGGAUCAUGUGGAAGAAGAGGGCAAAGAUUUCUACCUCAUAAAAUGGAAAGGUUGGAGCAAUGCAUAUAAUUCCUGGGAACCCAAAGACAAUUUGUCAUGUGAAGACUUACUGGUGGAGUUUAAAGAAUUCCAGGCCAAAGGAAGAAAACGUAGAAUCGUGGAUUCAGAGGACGAUCUUGCACCCAAUCCUAAGCGUAACCGAGUAGAUGAAAUCUUCCACAAGCUAGCACCGGUCAGGGACACUUUGUCCCCAAUAGGGCUCAUGUCAUUAUCUAGUCCCACCAAGAAAGGAAAGAGGCCAGUAUACAGAGGAAUAAAUGGGAAUUAUGGAGAGUCUAGAUUUAUACCACGCAGAGCAGCGGCGCCAGGAAUGAAGCAGCUGAAUCCAAGGUCCAAAUUCUACAAACAGAAGAGAAUCGAGGUUCAGAGAGCCUUGAAAGACUGGGAAAGACAUUUGAAUGGAAUCAAUACGGACCCUGCCGGGAUCGUAGUAGAAAAUCUAGUAGACCUAGAGGGGCCCCCCGAAAACUUUGUGUAUAUAAACGACUACCGUUCAGGCGAGGGGAUCACUAUUCCUGAUGACCCAAUUGUAGGGUGUGAAUGUGAGGACUGUCAUAGCAGUCAAAAAACAUGCUGCCCCUCACAAUGUGGUUCAAUGUUUGCAUAUUAUAAGAAGAAAAGACUACGAGUCAUGCGAGGGACGCCUAUAUAUGAAUGUAAUAAGAGAUGUAAAUGUGGAUCGGAAUGUCCAAACAGAGUGGUACAGAAAGGAAGGAAGUUCAAAGUGUGCCUGUUCCGUACAGCCAAUGGCAGAGGUUGGGGCGUCAAGACACUGCAGAAAAUAAAGGAGGGGUCCUUUGUCAUAGAAUAUGUCGGAGAAGUAAUCACUGACAAGGAAGCUGAGCGCCGAGGUAAGCAGUAUGAUGCUGUGGGUAGGACCUACCUCUUUGAUCUGGAUUACAACCCAGGAGAUUGUCCCUUCACUGUGGAUGCUGGCUACUAUGGCAAUGUCUCUCAUUUCAUCAAUCAUUCAUGUGACCCAAACUUGGAAGUGUUUGCUGUGUGGAUAAAUACUCUAGACCCCCGCCUACCUCGCAUUGCUUUGUUCUCCAAGAGGGACAUAGAAAAAGGAGAAGAACUUACAUUUGAUUACAUGAUGACUG